UCAGAGAGAGAGAGAGAACGGAAGGAGAGAGGGAAAGAAGGGUGGAAGAGGGCGUGAAAAGACCGAAUUGACCUUGGCUUUCUUUCGAAAUUACCCUUUCUUCUUCUUCUUCUUCUUCUUCGUCGUUGUCGUCGUCGCCGUCUUAGUCUCUCUCUCUGUAAUUUUUUAUUUUCAUUUAUCAAACAUGAACGAGAAGGCUAAUGUUUCCAAGGAGCUCAAUGCGAAACACCGAAAGAUUCUUGAAGGUCUUCUUAAAUUGCCAGAGAAUAGAGAAUGUGCUGACUGCAAAUCCAAAGGUCCGAGAUGGGCAAGUGUGAAUUUAGGUAUCUUUAUAUGCAUGCAAUGUUCUGGGAUCCACAGAAGUCUUGGGGUACACAUAUCAAAGGUUAGAUCUGCUACCCUGGACACAUGGCUCCCUGAGCAGGUUGCUUUUAUUCAAUCAAUGGGAAAUGAGAAGGCAAACAGUUACUGGGAAGCUGAGUUACCCCCUAAUUACGAUAGAGUUGGGAUUGAGAACUUCAUUCGUGCAAAGUAUGAGGAAAAGAGAUGGGUUCCUAGAGAUGGAAAAUCCCAAUCACCACCUAGAGGGUCGGAUGAAAGGGCUCCUCAUUGGCAGAGACCUAUAGAAAAAAGUGGGCAUGGGCAUAUUAGUAAUUCUGAGAAUUCAUUUGAGGAAAGGAGGAACAUUCAAGCAUCUAGCAGAAAAGAAAGCCUUCCUGCAACAAGAGUUAGUCUUCCUGUUCCUCCCAAGGGACCUGAGCAGGUUACACCCAUCCAGAAGCCUGAACCAGUUGUUGCACCAGGUGAGGCAACAAAGCCAGCUGUAGAGACUGCUCCCACUGUCACACCCCCUAAAGUCUGUUACGCUACAGACCUUUUUGACAUGCUCUCAAUGGAUGAUGGCCCAAGUGAAAAUGGUGCAGAGGCAGAUUCUACUGAUGAUAAUAAUUGGGCAGGUUUCCAGUCUGCUGGAGAAGCUUCGACAACUAACAAAACUGCUCCACCAAAAGCUGCUGAGAGUAAUUCCCAGUCGGCUACUGGGAUUGAGGAUUUGUUUAAUGAUUCACCUCCAUUUACUACCAACCAAGUCCCAGAGAAGCCCCAAAAAGAUGUGAAAAAUGAUAUUAUGAGCCUUUUUGAAAAGUCCAAUAUGGUGUCACCUUUUGCGAUGCAUCAACAGCAACUAUCUAUGCUAUCACAGCAGCAGUCUCUUCUCAUGGCUGCUGCUUCUAAAUCUGCUCCUGGAAAUACUCAACUGCCUGCACAGCAACUAGCUAUGCUAGCACAGCAACAGUCUCUUCUCAUGGCUGCUGCAGCUAAAUCUGCUCCUGGAAAUACUCAACAGCCUGCACAGCAACUAGCUAUGCUAGCACAGCAACAGUCUCUUCUCAUGGCUGCUGCAGCUAAAUCCGCUCCUGGAAAUACUCAACAGCCUGCAUCCAACGGCUCGAGCAUACCCACUCAAACUUGGCCAAACAUCGGCUAUCAAAUCCCUGGAAUGAUGAUGCCAGUUGCCGGGCAGGCUGAUCUGCAGAAACUUAUGCAGACUAUGACAAUGGGACAGACACAACAAUUGGGAAACUCUGUCGCAUAUCCACCAUCCAGCUUCUAUGCAAUGGGGCAAGUAACCCCGACAAACGGUGUAGUGACCAGCGGAGCAACAAGCAAGCCCCAAUCGGCUUCCACAGUUUCAUCAGCGAAUUCUUCACAAUCAGGACAGGAUUAUGAUUUUUCGUCAUUGACACAAGGGAUGUUCACAAAACACUGAGGUUGGCUGGGGCGGGGUGAUGAUGAUUGCUGGCUUUGUCAUACUAUACCAAAAAUAGUUAUUUUACAGGGGAAACUUAGAGCUUUGGAAGGGUAUUUUCACCUCUACCAGGGAGGGGGGGGAGAGAGCGGGGAUUGUAAACUAUUUGUAGAUGCAGUUUUCAGUUUUUUUUUUUUUUUCCCUCCAUAUUUGAGUGAUGACUUCAUUUGUAUGAGUAGAUUUAUGCCAAGCAUUAAUAAAAGUUGAGUUUAGAUUUAAUUUGAUUAA
Molecule: messenger RNA, 2035 nt
Organism: Theobroma cacao (cacao)
Lineage: Eukaryota; Viridiplantae; Streptophyta; Magnoliopsida; Malvales; Malvaceae
Gene: AGD5
Product: ARF-GAP domain 5
Molecular function (GO): GTPase activator activity
Source: RefSeq, a predicted model, not a curated record